UCAAAAAAUGCUGGUGGGUGUCUCAAGAAGCACCUCUGACCCUUUCCUUCUUUACCUGCCCCCAGGUCCCAUCAUGUCGGGUGCUCCUGCCCUGAUGCAGGGCAUGUACCAGGAUCUGUCCUGCCCGCUCUGCCUCAAGCUCUUUGAUGCACCCAUCACAGCUGAGUGUGGCCACAGCUUCUGCCGCAAUUGCCUGCUUCGCCUGGUUCCGGAUCCUCAGGCUGGGACUGUGCUCUGCCCUUCCUGCCAGGCACCCACAAAACCCGAUGGGCUCAGUACCAACCAACAGCUGGCACGGUUAGUGGAGAGCCUGGCUCAGGUGCCACAGGGCCAUUGUGAGGAACAUCUAGACCCCCUGAGUGUCUACUGUGAGCAGGACCGGGCACUGAUAUGCGGAGUGUGUGCCUCUCUGGGCAAGCACCGAGGUCACAGUGUGGUCACUGCUGCUGAGGCCCACCAGAGGAUGAAGAAGCAACUCCCACAACAGAGGCUGCAGCUACAGGAGGCCUGCAUGCGCAAAGAGAAGACUGUAGCCCUGUUGGAUCGGCAACUGGCUGAGGUGGAGGAGACAGUACGGCAGUUCCAGCGGGCUGUGGGGGAGCAGCUUGGUGUGAUACGGGCCUUUCUGAUAGCACUGGAGUCUUCCCUGAGCAAAGAGGCAGAGCGAGUGACCGAAGAGGCAGGGGAAGCCCUGAAGACUGAACGCAGAAUUGUCACUUCCUACCUUGAUCAGCUUCAGCAGAUGGAGAAGGUGUUGGAUGAAGUCACUGAUCAGCCCCAAACGGAAUUCCUCAGGAAAUACUGCCUGGUGAUCAGCAGGUUGCAGAAGAUCCUGGCAGAGUCACCCCCAGCUGCUAGAUUGGACAUCCAGUUGCCCAUUAUCUCUCAUGACUUCAAAUUCCAGGUCUGGAGGAAGAUGUUCCGGGCUCUGAUGCCAGCCCCGGCAGGUCUCACCUUUGACCCAGCCACUGCCCAUCCCAGCCUGCUGGUAUCCCCAUCCGGACGGCGGGUGGAGUGCGUGGAGCAGAAAGCGCCGCCGGCAGGGGAUGACCCGCAGCAGUUCGACAAAGCGGUGGCUCUGGUAGCCAAGCAGCAGCUGUCGGAGGGCGAGCAUUACUGGGAGGUGGAGGUGGGCGACAAACCCCGCUGGGGACUGGGGCUGAUCUCCGCCGAGGUCAACCGUCGGGGCAAGCUGCACCCCAUCCCCUCUCAGGGCUUCUGGAUGCUGGGGCUGCGAGAAGGAAAGGUGUACGAGGCCCACGUGGAGAGCAAGGAGCCCAAGGUGCUCAAGGUGGAUGGGCGAGCCUCGAGGAUCGGCCUCUAUCUCAGCUUCCAGGACGGAGUCUUCAGCUUCUACGAUUCCAGCGACCCAGACAACCUGGUCCCUCUUUACUCCUUUCACGAGCGUCUGCCUGGCCCCGUCUACCCUUUCUUCGACGUCUGCUGGCACGACAAGGGCAAGAAUAUACAGCCCCUAAUGCUGCUCGGGCCAGAAGGGGAGCAGUGAGGACAGAUCCGGAGGAGGAGGAGGGGACGGAUCGUGGGGGCAGUCUGCUAGUCAGUCAGCAAGCGUUUUAUUCAGUACUUACUGCGUGCCAGUCGGGAUAAGGUAGGAGGAGUGAGUGAGCAGUUCUAAGGUUUGGAAGUCCUGGUUAAUAAA
This is a messenger RNA of Vombatus ursinus (common wombat), 1660 nucleotides long. RefSeq names its product tripartite motif containing 72 (gene TRIM72). Bases 8 to 1507 code for a protein of 499 amino acids. The transcript is spliced from 6 exons. The record is from RefSeq and is a predicted model, not a curated record. Gene Ontology annotation, molecular function: protein binding; zinc ion binding. NCBI's taxonomy places the organism in Eukaryota, Metazoa, Chordata, Mammalia, Diprotodontia, Vombatidae.